Molecule: messenger RNA, 1152 nt
Organism: Chlamydomonas reinhardtii
Lineage: Eukaryota; Viridiplantae; Chlorophyta; Chlorophyceae; Chlamydomonadales; Chlamydomonadaceae
Product: ribosomal protein S3a
Exons: 7
Coding region: 35-814 (259 amino acids)
Biological process (GO): translation
Cellular component (GO): cytosol; ribosome
Molecular function (GO): structural constituent of ribosome
Source: RefSeq, a predicted model, not a curated record
GUCAGCAGCCGUUUGUUGACUACCGGUAGCAACCAUGGCUGUCGGCAAGAACAAGCGCAUCAGCAAGGGGAAGAAGGGAGGCAAGAAGAAGGCCUCGGACCCCUUCGCCAAGAAGGACUGGUAUGACAUCAAGGCGCCCACCAUGUUCACUGUCCGCAACGUGGGCAAGACCCUGGUGACCAGGACGCAGGGUACCAAGAUUGCGUCGGAGGCGCUGAAGGGCCGUGUGUUCGAGGUCUCCCUGGCCGACCUGCAGAAGAACGAGGACGAUGCCUUCCGCAAGAUGCGCCUGCGCGUUGAGGACGUGCAGGGCCGCAACUGCCUCACCAACUUCUGGGGCAUGGACUUCACUACGGACAAGCUGCGCUCGCUGGUCCGCAAGUGGCAGACCCUGAUCGAGGCGCACGUGGACGUGAAGACCACGGACGGCUACACCCUGCGCGUCUUCUGCAUCUCGUUCACCAAGAAGCGCCAGGGCCAGAUCAAGCGCACCUGCUACGCCCAGAGCGCGCAGAUCCGCCAGAUCCGCAAGAAGAUGAUGGAGAUCAUCACCCGCGAGGCGACCAGCUGCGACCUGAAGGAGCUCGUGGCCAAGUUCAUCCCCGAGUCCAUCGGCAAGGACAUUGAGAAGUCGUGCCAGGGCAUCUACCCCCUGCAGAACACCUUCAUCCGCAAGGUGAAGGUGCUGAAGGCGCCCAAGUUCGACAUCACCAAGCUCAUGGAGGUGCACGGUGACUACAGCGAGGAGGUGGGCGCCAAGAUCGAGCGCCCCGCCGCCGCCGCCCCCGCCGUCGAGGAGGCCGCCACCGCCUAAAGCGGCAGCCGUCACGCUCCGCGGAGGAGGGAGAAUGCGCUGCGCUGUGGGAAGUCCGGACGCUGAGGAGAGGAGCAGCGAGUGCUGAGGAGCACGUGAGGCGAGAGGCAGCAGCCCGCCAGCGGUAGAAGAGAGCGGCGGUGGUGUUCGACCGGCGCCGGAGGCGAGAGCGGCCGGGGCCGGGGCUGGGCGGGGCUGCGGGUGCGCCGCGCCGCGCCCUGUACGCGUGUCGUGCGCCGGGUGCUGCGGCCUUGGGCGCGCUGGGUCGUGGUGCCGGCGGGCGAUCGCGGAGAGGGCGCGUGCCGCCGCCGCGGCAUGCAGUGUAACGGGAUAAAUUU